UGAGAAGAGGAACUCUAUGAUCACGAGGUCCGUUACGAGGAAGUGUUUUGUCCCGAGGAUCACAUUAGCUCAUUAGCUAUGUUUUCAUAUAUCUGAUAUUUCCUGUGUGCUCUUUCGGUUUUCAUGGGGGAGAAGCGAAAACAUUUUAGGUCAAGCUAAAUAAAACCGAGGCAAAAUGUCAUCAGAGGAGUUUGAGAAGUUGCAUGAAGUGUACAAAUCUCUGUACGACGAACUGAAGCUGAUGCCAGACCGGGCAUCAGGAUGUCAUGGAGAGGAAAAGAAGCGGUUGGUGCGACACUUUGAUGAGAGAUUUGGAGAGGCAGAGGAAGUGUUGCAGGCGAUGGAUAAAGAGCUGCAGGGCGCUCCCUCGUCCUUCCGAAAUGCAAUGUCGUCAAAACUGCGCCUGUACCGCAGAGACCUGGGCAAGUUGCAGCGGGACAUGAAGAGCUCUGACCUGGGUUUGGGCAUCGCUGGCCGGUCGGGAGACGGCAGGCACAGUGUCUAUGGGUCCCAGAAUCAGCAUAGCACGCAGGUCCAGUCUCAGCGGGCUCUGCUCCUCCAGGGCACGGACUCCCUGAACAGCGCCAGCCGCAGCAUCGAGCGGAGCCAGCGCAUCGCCGCGGAGACGGACCACAUCGGGCAGGACAUCAUCGAGGAGCUGGGCGACCAGAGGGAGCAGCUGGACCGCACCCGGGACCGGCUGGUGAACACUGGAGAGAACCUGAGCCGCAGCCGCCGAAUCCUACGCACCAUGUCCCGCCGGCUGGUGACUAAUAAACUCCUGCUGUCCGUCAUCAUCCUGAUGGAGCUGGGCAUUCUGGGAGCUGUGGUCUACCUCAAGUUCUUCCACCGUAAGUAGGGGGGAUGAGGUAGCCGCCUGAUCGUCUCCUCCUCUUCCCAUCAAGCUUCUGUGACCCAGCCCUGGCUGGACCUUCUGAAGCCCCGACCACAUUAAAGCAGGACCUGAAAACCACCCAGGAAGCGAGGACAAAACUCAAAACUGAAACUCAAACGGUCUACGUUCCCUCUUGAGCCCGGGCCCCCCUGAAGCCCCUUACAUGGCGGUUUGGGACAGAACCGUGGGGCGGGCGCCACUGACGGACUCUGAAGGGGACGGAUCUAAACCGUCAGCCUCGAGGGGCUCCUUCGCGUGUUGUUAUUUGACGGUGCAGCACAGGAACGCUGCGUGGAGCUCUCCUGAAGGACUACGUUCAUCCUCUUCCACUGAAGCCUGCUCUGCUGAGCCCAACCUUGCAUGGACUGCACCUGAUGCGUCCGGGCCCCCCCCCCCCCCCAGAACUGGGGAAACUGUAUUAUAUUUAAAUAAUGAAUUAAGCUAAAUGUAUAGUAUGCUGAUUUGAAUGGAUUUUUCUUUUUUUUUUUAACUGAAUGAUUAAACCAGAACAGUACAUGUAAACGUAAGAUAUAGCACAUGCAUUUUGUUACUAGGCUGCUACGACUACAACUAAUGAUAAUAUAAAGCCAAACUCUGUGGCCCUCGA
Messenger RNA from Conger conger (European conger), 1502 nucleotides. It is a transcript of the gene vti1b, whose product is annotated as vesicle transport through interaction with t-SNAREs 1B. The record is from RefSeq and is a predicted model, not a curated record. Gene Ontology annotation, cellular component: SNARE complex; Golgi apparatus; ER to Golgi transport vesicle membrane. NCBI's taxonomy places the organism in Eukaryota, Metazoa, Chordata, Actinopteri, Anguilliformes, Congridae. Gene Ontology annotation, biological process: Golgi to vacuole transport; vesicle fusion with Golgi apparatus; retrograde transport, endosome to Golgi. The transcript has 6 exons. Bases 176 to 859 code for a protein of 227 amino acids. Gene Ontology annotation, molecular function: SNAP receptor activity; SNARE binding.